Messenger RNA from Phytophthora infestans T30-4, 4647 nucleotides. RefSeq names its product ATP-binding Cassette (ABC) Superfamily. Lineage: Eukaryota; Oomycota; Peronosporomycetes; Peronosporales; Peronosporaceae. Gene Ontology annotation, molecular function: ABC-type transporter activity; zinc ion binding; oxidoreductase activity, acting on the CH-OH group of donors, NAD or NADP as acceptor. The transcript is spliced from 3 exons. The coding region runs from base 1 to 4647 and encodes 1548 amino acids. Gene Ontology annotation, biological process: transmembrane transport. The record is from RefSeq and is a predicted model, not a curated record. Gene Ontology annotation, cellular component: membrane.
AUGUCUGGUGUUUCGAGAACCUUCACCGGCUACGCAGCUUACGAUCAGGGUGGCGUGUGCAAACCCUGGCAGUUCGAGCCUCGCCCGCUCGGUGACGAGGACGUCGAGAUCAAGGUCACCCACUGCGGUAUUUGCGGUUCCGACGUUCACACUCUCGACAGCGGAUGGGGCCCGACGCCGUACCCGUGCGUGGCUGGCCACGAGAUUAUUGGCAACGUCGCUGCCGUGGGUCCCGGUGUCAAGAACCUCGCCGUGGGCGACCGCGUUGGCGUAGGUGCACAGGCAUGGGCGUGUCUAAACCGCAAUCCGAAUGAUCACUGCCGCGACUGCGCUGAUGGUGAAGACGCCGUGUGCGACCAGGGUGUCUUCACUAUCAACGCCGCGUACAAGGACGGCUCCCGUCAACAAGGGGGCUUCGCGGAUUUCAUCCGUGUGGACAACAACUAUGCCUUCAAGAUACCAGAUGCCCUGCCGUCGGAGGCUGCCGCUCCGCUCAUGUGCGCCGGUGCGACGGUGUUUACGCCGCUGAAGCAAGAAGGUGUUAAGGCGGGUGACCGGAACAAAGCUGCUGGAAAUGUCGACUUCCUGCUGCUUACCGCUGACGCCAAGGAUAUGCCGUACGACCUGUACCUGAGCCUAGUUCGAAAGCGCGGCACGUUCAUCAUGGUGGGUCUACCUCCUGACCAGGUCAAGAUCACGCCGUGGUUUCUGGUCCCUCGCGCUACUCGCGUGCGAGGCAGCGCUAUCGGCAGCAUCCAGGACAUCAAGGACAUGCUGGACGUGGCGGCGAAGAGCAACGUGCGUCCGAUUAUCGAAAAGAUGCCGAUGAGUGAGGUGAACAAGGGGCUAGACAAGUCCGACGCCGAGUCGCUCGUGUCCCCCGCCACCAAGACCAAACAACCGCGCUACUCCACGUUCGCCAGUGCUAACGAUGAUCUCGACAAGACUCGCCAGGGUCUGCUGCACACUACGGACACUACGCCCGGCACAGCCUCGCUCUGGUCGCGCCUCUUCUUCUCGUAUGCCAGCCCAAUGAUGCGUGCCGGCAACACGCGCCAACUUGACAACGACGAUCUAUGGGAACUCGAGGGUGAGAACCGCUCGGCUGCAGCCUUCGACGAGUUCGUGGUGCACUACGAACGUCACGACAAGUCCAUCGUCAAGGCCAUGUUGACAGCCUUCGGAGGGAGAUUUUUCCUCUGUGGACUGGCAACGCUCUUCUCGACGGGUUGCAAUGUGUUCGCCCCAGCUGUCCUGAACCACGUCGUCACGGUGUUCGCAGCCCCGCAGAUCGACAUGUCCAAUCUCAGUGUCUGGCUCGGCGUCUUCUUCGCCUCGAGACUUGUGAAUGCAAUUGUGAUCUCGCAAAUGCAUUUCUACCUCGAGUUGAUCGCGCUACGACUAACAGUGACGCUCAAGGCGCUCUUGUUCCGAAAGGCCAUGCGUCGCAGCAUCCAGAGCAAAGGCGAGUCCAAGACGGUGGACAUCUCCAACCUCUUUUCGUCUGACGUUGACAACGUGCUGUGGGCUGCCUUCCAGAUCAACAGUCUGUGGGUUAUCCCGCUCCAGAUCGUGGUGGUGGUCUACAUGUUGUACGAAGUCAUCGACCUCGCUGCCUUUGCCGGACUUGGAGUCAUUGCCGUGUCGAUGCUGGUGGGUUUUAUCAUCGCGAAAAUAUCGGGAAACACGUUUGAAGACAUUAUGACACACAAGGACGACCGCAUGAAGACCAUCAAGGAAGUGUUCAAUGCCAUUCAGAUCGUCAAACUCAACGCGUGGGAAGACAAAUUCGCCGACAAGAUCCAGAAGCUUCGUGCUACGGAGCUCUCGGCUGUGAAGAAAUUCAUGUACUUGGGCGCUCUGAACAUUUUUGUGCUCUGGGCUUCUCCUAUUGCCGUCUCGGCUGUGUCCUUUGCUGUGUACGCCAUUGUUAUGGAGAAGGCGCUGACGGCAGCGAAGGUGUUCACAGCAAUUGCGCUGUUUAACGCUCUCCGAGACCCACUACGGGACUUACCCACAGUCAUCCAGACGUGCAUUCAAGCCAAGGUUUCGCUCGGUCGAUUCUCUGACUAUCUUGCACUGGAUGAGUUCACUCCUUCGAAUGUUAUUCGUCACGAUAUGGCCCAGCCCGACGACGUAGUCAUGGCAAUUGACGAUGGUACUUUUGGUUGGACAAAGGAUACGCCAUUGCUUACCCAGGCCAACCUCACUAUUAAGAAGGGUGACUUGGUAAUCGUGCACGGCUCUGUCGGCAGUGGCAAGUCAUCCCUAUGCUCCGCUUUGUUGGGAGAAAUGGACAAGCUGACCGGUAGCGUGUUCGUACGAGGUCGUGUCGCCUACUAUUCGCAGCAGACAUGGAUCCAGAACAUGACGAUCCGUGACAACAUCCUGUUCGGUCUGCCAUAUCACAGCAAGAAGUACGCUAAAGUGGUCGCAGCGUGUGGCCUACUUCCAGACCUAAAGCAAUUCCCUGGAGGUGACUUGACGGAGAUCGGACAAAAGGGUGUCAACUUGUCUGGUGGUCAGAAGGCGCGUGUUUGUCUUGCUCGUGCGUGCUACUCAGAUGCUGACAUCCUCUUGCUCGACUCCCCGUUGGCGGCUGUCGAUGCGAUCGUGCAGAGUCAAAUCUUCGGUGACUGUAUCUGCAACUUGCUGGCGCAGAAGACCGUCGUGUUGGUGACGCACAGUGCUGACAUUAUCGCGAGUAAAGCCGCCAACUUGAAGGUGCUGGUGGAAGACGGCAAGCUGACAGCUAUUCGACAUGACGUGGCUUUACCACGGAGCUCGUUUAAACUGCGGACAUCUCGUUCAGCGGUGGAUGAAGCUACUCACGAUGAUGAAGCCGUAAAGAACGACGCUGGCAAAUUAAUUGACGAUGAAGAGCGGGAAGAAGGUCGCGUGUCGAAGGAGGUCUUCGCCAAUUACUUUAACUCGCUAGGUGGCGUCAAGGUGUGCGUCUUCCUAUUCUGCGUGCAGACACUGUGGCAAGUGUUCCAGAUUGGCAGCGAUCUGUGGCUGAGUCACUGGACGGGACAGAAGGGCGGCUCGUACAACCAGCACGAGACUGCGUACAACGUGAAAGUGUAUUCGCUGCUUGGGGCAGGCGCCGCGGUCAUGGUCUUCGUUAGAUCAGCUACUGUGGCAGUUGUAGGUCUCCGAGCCUCGCGCCAUCUCUUUGACAACAUGACGGUGUCGCUGUUGAAGGCUCCACUCCGCUUUUUCGACGCGAAUCCAAUCGGACGAAUUGUGAACCGAUACGGUGACGACAUGUCCGCUGUGGAUUUCAUGAUCCCAUUCGCGUUUGGAGGAUUUCUCGCCAUGUUUUUCUUCACAGUGUGCCAGCUAGGAACUGCUGUGUACACCAUGAACUUUUUGGGUUUUCUGAUUAUCCCACUGGUGUGGAUGUAUGUCAAGAUUGCCAACUUUUACCUUGCGCCGUCUCGAGAGAUUUCACGCUUGUGGAAAGUCUCGUCCUCCCCUGUAUUGAGCCAUGUGACGCAGUCGGAAGAGGGCGUUGUGGUGAUUCGCGCCUUCGGUCAGGACACUGUUGACCGCAUGAUCAUGGAAAACUUCAUUCGCAAUGAUGUGAACAGCAAGGCUUGGUUUGCUGAGACCGUCACGUCGCAAUGGUUUCAGGUUCGCAUGCAGCUACUGGGCUGUGGGGUCAUUUUUCUAGUGGUGUCAGGACUCGUGUACCUUCGUGAUUACCUGUCUCCUGGUAUAGUUGGAUUGGCGUUCACGUACGCACUUAGCGUCGACAGCGGCCUCGCGGACCUUGUGCAGUCGUGGUCUUGGGUAGAAAUCCAAAUGGUGAGUCCCGAGCGAAUCCUCGAGUAUGGAUCCAUUCAAGCCGAAGGAAGUCAACGACCGCUUGUCAUUGAGCCUGAUGCCUCAUGGCCUCGCUCCUCUGCCGUCCAGUUCCAAGACGUUGUCUUUAGCUACAAGCCGGGUGCUGCACCUGUUCUCAAGGGACUAUCUUUCGACAUCCAGAACAAUGAAAAGAUCGGUAUUGUUGGACGUACCGGCGCCGGCAAGUCCAGCCUCACCAUGGCACUCUUCCGAAUCAACGAGCUGGUCUCAGGCCGCAUUCUUAUCGACGGUACAGACAUCGCCACCAUGCCACUGCGCACCCUACGCUCGAAUUUGUCCAUCAUCCCGCAGUCGCCCGUGUUGUUUAAGGGUACGCUGCGAGCGUACAUGGACCCGUUCGACGAGUUUACAGACGCGGACAUCUGGAACUCGCUUGAGAAAGUGGAUAUGAAGACGCAGGUGUCGGCACUGGGGGGUCAGCUAUCGUAUGAGCUAAGCGAGAACGGCGAGAACUUCAGUGUGGGUGAGCGGCAGAUGCUGUGUAUGGCUCGCGCUCUACUGACUCGAAGCCGCAUCGUGGUGAUGGAUGAGGCGACUGCGUCCAUCGAUCACGAGACCGAGAAGAAGUUGCAGCAGAUGAUCAAUCGGGACUUCCAGGACGCGACGGUGUUGACGAUUGCGCAUCGGCUGGGGACGGUGCUGGAUUCGGACCGUAUAUUGGUGCUGAGUGACGGUCGGGUGGUGGAGUUCGAUAGCCCUCGGGAGUUGGUGAAAAACACGAAUGGAGUGUUUCAUGCGUUAGCGAAAGAAGGAGGGAAUUUGGAUCAGCUGCUUUAA